Messenger RNA from Xyrauchen texanus (razorback sucker), 903 nucleotides. Its product is annotated as transmembrane protein 26. The record is from RefSeq and is a predicted model, not a curated record. NCBI's taxonomy places the organism in Eukaryota, Metazoa, Chordata, Actinopteri, Cypriniformes, Catostomidae.
AUGUGCAGUGCUCUGUGCAUCUUAUUGGCUCUUCUGAGUCGCUUCCUGUUUGUAGUCCAUGAUGUGCUGAAGGUGUGGCACAUGGUGGAGGAGACUGGAGAACCUACCUAUUGGCUGCUGUUGGGUGUGGCACUUCUGGGGAUCGAAAUGGCCAUCACAAUCAAAUACACACGUAAUGCGGAAUGGAAAUGGUUCUCCCCAAUGGUCUUUCUAUCCCUGAGCACUGGUAUUCCCUCUGUUUGGUUGGAGCUGAAUCUCCUACAAUCCAACCUGUCAAUACCAGCACAAACUCUGUCCUUGAAUUCUUCUCCCUGUUCCCUCUUCCUAAAUCUAGCCCAUUUCCCCUCGACAUCUGGGUUGUCAGAACCUGAUCCUGAAAACUUGGAGGCUCUGGUGCAGACCAUGCUGAUCGUUCUGGUUCUGGGCUGCUGGCUGAUGCCAAAGGGGUCAAGAGAUCAGCUCUCUCAACUGCUCAUGGUUUACGUGGGUCUUGGUGCCAAUAUCCUGGACAUGUUUGACACUUUCAAGGAGCCACAGGUGAAGACCAAGAAGGCAGUGAUCAUUGUUGGACUCAGUUUGUUCUCCUGGGUCUUGAUGCAGUUUCCACUUGUUCUUACCCAGACGAGCAAAUCCAGUGUGAGGCCACCCACCCAACUGUUAGCUGGCUGUACUAUUUCCUGCUGCUCUAUUGAAAUCUGGAGCAUUUUGUGGUGUCUGCAGGAUGGAGCAUUCCUUAUUUACCUUAUUUACUUGAUGGUAUGUGUGAAUGUUCUGAACCAGCUGAUGAUCUUCUUCACUUACAAGAUCAUCCUCAUUGUUUUGCAACCUCAGAGGUUUUGGAAGUUUAAACUUACUCAAAAUGAAACCGUAUCAUCAAGUUUUAGAUUCUUAGAUUUUACUUAG